Messenger RNA from Trachemys scripta elegans, 6373 nucleotides. It is a transcript of the gene DAPK3, whose product is annotated as death associated protein kinase 3. The record is from RefSeq and is a predicted model, not a curated record. Lineage: Eukaryota; Metazoa; Chordata; Testudines; Emydidae. Gene Ontology annotation, cellular component: cytoplasm; nucleus. Gene Ontology annotation, molecular function: protein serine/threonine kinase activity; ATP binding. Gene Ontology annotation, biological process: protein phosphorylation; intracellular signal transduction; positive regulation of apoptotic process.
CGGCCAGUUCGCCAUCGUGCGGAAGUGCCGGGAGAAGAAAAGCGGCCUGGAGUAUGCGGCCAAGUUCAUCAAGAAGCGGCGCCUGUCGUCCAGCCGGCGGGGCGUGAGCCGGGAGGAGAUCGAGAGGGAGGUGGACAUCCUGCGGGAGAUCCAGCACCCCAACAUCAUCACGCUCCACGACAUCUUCGAGAACAAGACGGACGUGGUGCUGAUCCUAGAGCUGGUCUCGGGGGGCGAGCUCUUUGACUUCCUGGCCGAGAAGGAGUCCCUGACGGAGGAAGAGGCCACACAGUUCCUCAAACAGAUCCUGGAUGGGGUCCACUACUUGCAUUCCAAGCGCAUAGCGCACUUCGACCUGAAGCCCGAGAACAUCAUGCUGCUAGACAAAAACGUGCCAAACCCCCGCAUCAAACUCAUCGACUUCGGCAUCGCUCACAAAAUCGAAGCGGGGACUGAGUUCAAAAACAUCUUUGGGACCCCGGAGUUUGUAGCCCCUGAAAUAGUGAACUACGAGCCCCUGGGGCUGGAGGCUGACAUGUGGAGCAUCGGGGUCAUCACGUACAUUCUUCUCAGUGGCGCCUCUCCGUUCUUGGGCGAAACGAAGCAGGAGACCCUGACGAACAUCUCCGCCGUGAACUACGACUUCGACGAGGAGUAUUUCAGCAACACCAGCGAGCUGGCCAAGGACUUCAUCCGGCGCCUGCUCGUCAAAGAUCCCAAGAAGCGGAUGACAAUUGCCCAGAGCCUGGAGCAUCCCUGGAUUAAGGUGAUCAAGAGGAGGAACGUCCGCAACGAAGACAACGGCAAGAAGCCGGAGAGGCGGCGUCUCAAGACCACUCGGCUCAAGGAGUACACCAUCAAGUCCCACUCCAGCAUGCCCCCCAACAACACCUACAUCAACUUCGAGCGCUUCUCCAAGGUGCUGGAGGAAGUGGCUGCAGCUGAGGAGAGCCUCCGGGAGAUGGAGAGGAACAAGAAGUCCUUCCGGGAGGACAUCGAAGCCUUGCGCUCCAUCUACGAGGAGAAGGAGUCCUGGUACAAGGAGGAGAAUGAGAGCAUCCGCCAAGACCUGCGCCAGAUCCGGCAGGAGCUGCAGAAGACAGAGGCCCUGAAAAAGCAGACCCAGGAGGAGACCAAGAGCACCCUGCUGGUGGCCAACGGACUCAAGCGACGCUACCGGAAGCUGGAGAACCGCUAUGAGGCUCUGGCCUCGGAGAUGAAGUUCGUGCAGGAGCUGAUGUGCUCAAUGGAGCAGGAGAAGCUGCAGGGUGGAGAGGGGGACUGCAGCAUCCGCUAGCCUUCAUCCUCUGAGCUUGUGGGGCUGGGGAGGAGGACCCGGUGGUGGGGAGAAUACCUUUGCCAUGGCCGGUAUGGGGGAGACACCCAAUCUGUGCCCACUUGAGCGUCAUCUAUUCACUAGGAGCCCGAGAGGCUCGGCCUUAAUGGCAUAAAACCGGAGUAGACUGCAGCAGCGUUUAGUAUGCAGGUAUGACAGCCUGGACACUGCAACUCCCAUCAUGCAAUGCUUCUGAUCCAAACUGUAGUCUGCUGAGCCCACUGCAUGCUGGGACCUGUAGUCUUUCCCCCAAUUGCUCCACCAUAUUAAAGUAGAAGGCUGCCCUAUUUAUGGGCUGGUCUCUGGCCAGCCCCCUGUUUUGAGGGUAUAUUGGCAAUGGCCGUUUUUAAUUACUUGCGAGUGGGCCCAGUCCUUGUCCAAGGACUUGGGCUGUUUUUUACUCUGAAAUUAAUGAAAUCACUUGCUGAUCAUUCUUAAUGUUCCAUCUCUUUCCCGCUGCCUCUGACCACCAGCAGUGAAGCUGUGACUUGUUUUCUAACUCCCUUCAGCCAUGGCUGCGACCAUCCUGACCUGGGUACUGUAGCUGCUUGGACUUCUAGAGCAUCCUGGCAGCGGGAGCUGCUCUUGCAAGUUCAUAAGGCUCUUGCCUGUCUGGGGAGAGAGACCAGCAGGUGUUCCCAGAUAAACUAGUUCCGUAGGGCAGAGCUGAACUGCUCAGGGGGGCCCUUGAUCUGUGCAUUGAUAGCUCCUGACACGUUUGGAGAGCAAAGAGCCAAACCCUUUGGAAAAGGCUUCUAACUGGCCAGUCUGUAACCUGGCUCUCAAGCUCUCCUGACCUGGGCCACUUGCCUUAGCCAACCUCCUUAGCCGGCUCGCACAGGGGCGGCCUGUCUACUCUCGCUGGUAGAAUCUCUCUCGCCGAUUUGCAGGCUCCUCGAGAGCUGUUGCCUCAGCAGCGUGACCUUCCUUCCUUCCUUCUCAGCAACUGCCUUUGUCCCUCAGCGCCCCCAGUGCUGCUUUAUCCCCUGGUGUGAGGGGAGGGCUUUAAUUUCUUUUUAAACUCUCCAAGCCACUCUGCUGUUGGAAAUACGUUUUCUUACCGUUCUGGGGGGAGAAUUGCUCACCCUGCGAUGAUGCUAACCAUUGAGACUAGAGCUGCCUCCCGUCCAGCAGUUACUAGCUAUAACCUGUGGGGCUUGGGCUUGCUUUAGGGCUGCCGGGCACCGUUCCCAGCUGCAAAGGAUGCUCUGGAACGCUAGGGCGUCCUCUCCGUGAUCCUUGCCCUUUCCCAGGGUUUAAUUUGCACCUCACUCGAUCCUGGCCACGGAAGAGACUGGCGGAGCAGUCCUGAGCCAGUGCUGGGUUGUAGAAUUGGAGAGUUGAAUCGUUUUUCCCCCUAAUGAGGGCAGGGUUUGGCCUUCUCCUGCCACGCUUCCUCCCUGCUGGCCUCCAUAUCAAAGACCCCGCUUUAUUCGAGGCAGGAGAGCACUGGGAGUCUAGGAUCUUGAACCCAAGCAGGUGUCUUCCCAAGAUACGCUGGGUGUGCUGCAGCUCUGAUGGCCGCAGGGGCUGCCAUGAACAUACCUGCCCAUGUCAACUCCCCGUGCCUGGUCUCCUUUUCUGCACCUCCUGGCCUGGAUGUUCCUCCGGAGCCAUCUUGGCUGGGGUUGUUCCUGCUGCUUCUUGGAGCCUUUUCCACCUGUCAAUUGCUCGUUGUCCCCUGAAGCAGCUGGAUACCUCCCGACUUCAGUCUCUGCCUGUCGCGUGGCUUCUGUUUUCCCUCCGCUUGGUGCCUCUCAGCCCUGAGCCCGCGUAGGAGUUCGUGCUGCCUCUUUUCUGACAACCUCUUUCUUCUUUGUACAAUAGGAAUCCCAGUGUCAUGGAAGCUAGAGGUGAGAAAGAUCAACUAGCAGGCCCAUGGAGUUGGCUAACGCAAUGCGGGUCCUUCCUUGCUCUCUCUUCUGCCUCUUCCCUGAUCCUUUUCUCACACGUGUUACAGGCUGCCUGGCAUCGUGCCCAGUACUCAGGAGUGGAUUUGCUGGCCACAGCAGGGCCAUAAGGGUCUCUCCUGACUCCGGCUCCUUAUACUGCGUGUUCCUCACCGCUGCUGGUCACCCACCAGAUCUUCAAUUUCUCUCCUGCCCUAGUGGCCUGAUUCAGUGUUUGGCCCUCUAGGGCCGAAUUCCCUUGCACGUUUCUUCCCCCGCCCUCUCCUUAUGUUCGUCACGUGCAGAAGCCGCUUGUCCGUGCUUGUCCCUUUUCUCCCCUACCCCCGCCCCACCUUUGGGCGUUGACUGGCCUCUGUGCACUUCCCAUCUCCCUGCAUGUUGCCAGCAUGCGCCAAAUCAAGGCCUGCGGUCUAUGGUGCUUGAUUUGUUGUUUCCCUGUAGUUAUUCCCUCCACGCCUUCCAACCAGGGACCUGAGAGUGCUUUGCAGACACCAACUGAAUCUCAGUUGACCCGUGUAUGUUUCUAGAGGCGAACUGAAUCGCACAGUCAAGUCACUAACCUAUGGGAACAGAACCCAGGAGUCCUGCCUUCUAUCCCCAUCUCGACCCACUAGCCAAUCCUCUUGCCUGCAAGCUAAACCACAUUUCUACCUCCACCAUCCAUGUCUGGUUACGGCUGUUCUGUGGCCUGUUAUCCAGGCAGUUUAACUUUGUGUUUCAUCUUCAGUAAAACGUUCGCUGCCCCCUUGCUGCAUUGUACCGACAGCUGCUUUGAUAGUUCAAGGCAACUGUUUGAGUCUCUAGUGUACCUUGAAUUUCAGUUUCCCUAACUUUGACCCUUACAGCCAUGUGCUGUCUUCAACUCCAGGUCCAAUCAGUUUCCUUUCUUGGCUUCCCUCCCGUCCGUUCUAGCCUGGGGUUUGCUCUAUACAAUCACGCAGUGCAAGAAAGAGUCUAUGUGCAGACUGGCAGUCGUGGGGGAAGAAACCGUCUAUCAAGCUGGAAAACAAUAAUCCGGCUGCAAACGUGGCAUGUGCAGCUUGUUUGGUCUCUUCUAGUCUGUGGACUCUAGCGUCAGGAGGAGAAGAAUGCAAAGAAUGCCCUGGAUUUUCCUGGCUUUCCUGCUAACUCUUCGUCAUUGAUCCCUCCGGGGAGAAAGCAGUGAGAAAUUCGUUGCUUUACGGCUCAUGCCUCCACGUUGAAAAGCCAAGCAGGCUAGUGGCUGUGUUGCUUGAGAGUCCCUUUUCAGCUGGUCUCUCUAAACCCCUGCUUUCUUCCAUGUCUCUCUGUCUCGUCCUUUAAGCAAUCUAUGACCAAAGACUUUGAAUCUCACGGGGGCCCAAUCCUUGCCCUUGCCAGAUACACUCCAGUCCUGUCGAUUUCACUGGGAAUAAAGGAUUGCUUGGCACUUCCCAGGAUCAGGUCCCACGUCUGCAGGGAGCGUAACUUCUACUCUGCGCUCAUGGCAGGCUACGUUCCCCCGGCGGUUGGGGUUCAGGGCUGGGCUGCUGCAAGGCUGUAUCCUGGGUGCGGUCGGAUGUGACAGCAACUACACCUAGAAAUCUCUCAAACGUUCUCUUCACCCAGCUUAAGGAAUUGGGCUCCAGACUGUAAAAUGAAAGAGCAAGAAAAUGCCUAGUGGAGUAUAUUGUUGUUGUCUCUUCCUCCACAGAGGCAAUGUUUGAUGCACUUAUCCCAUUCCGAUUGUAUUCCCCUUUUCUCCUGUGCCAUAGCUCCAAAGGCCAUGGAUUCGAAAGGCAGCCCUGUGCCUGCAUAAGGUGCAGCAUUGAGGGCUGUCACGUAACUCUUGAACUCUGAGCUGUAGUGCCACCUCAGAGAUGAAAUAGACCCGUGCGUUUGUGCCAAUCAGAGUCAAAAGCACCAUUGCAUGUGCCGUAACCCAGCACCCAACUUCCGUAAUGAAGUGGACGCCGGCCAGAACGCGCUUUCAGGCGAACUUGUUCCAGUGGCACAGAAAUGUCUGUGUAAAAUGAGGGAGGGGCCUGGACUGGUUCAUCUCUGGAUACAUAGUGGAUCAGGGAAACCAGAUACUCAACCAAGAGAUGUUGGUUACCACGCCUGUAUCAGAUCUGCAGAAAACGUGUGUUUUCCCGGCCUGUGAUGUGUGAUCUCCAAGUGUCCUUUCUGUACUCAUGUGCUAUGCGUUCUGAGGGGUUGGAGGAGGGAACCUUGCAGCCACUCCUGUAUGUUCCUGGUUUUUGAAUACCUUUACCCCUGGUGUUGGAGAAAGCAGAUGCCGGUGCGGGAUUAAAUAGAUGAGGAGAGGCAGGUGUGAACAACCAGGUGAGAUGUGAGGUUUGUCCACAGGCUGGUCUCGAGCUGCUUGGAUGAGUUGGGAGCCCCGGGUGUGCCUGAGUGUAUUGCACUGUGGCAAUCCUUGGCGGUCCUUGAGCAAGGACCAGCAUCUCUUCCCGUCCAGGGAAAGUCCUUAGUCAGUCCCUGCUGUCAGCAGGUGUCAACCCAACUCAGGGCCUUGAGGAGGGAGAAGAGCAUGGGCUCUUGGGGAGCCCGAUGCUUGUCAUGAACAUGAUAGUGGGGCAGAUAGAAACUCCUGUGUGAGAGCCACUGGUCACUGGGACCCCUGGCCCCUUCCCAGAGCAAGUCUCCACUCUGCCUAGGGGUCCCCAAAGGAAAGGCUGAGAGAGGUCUCUGGGGAACAGCAGCUCUUCCAUUGCUUGGGGCAGGGAGUUGUUGGUUUGUAUCAGAACCUAGGGUUGAAAGGCAGAUGGUGCCUGUAGCGCCUUGCCUGAACCGAGUGUUGGAAGGAGAGCUGUUGUACAGCGCAGCAGCAACAACGCGCAGCCAAUCAGUGUUCAACUUUGCCUGAAGGCAGUCGGGGGUUGGCCAAUCACUGACUCUCAGUGUAGACAGGGGCUGAGCCCUCUCGGUUCACCCACAUGGCUGUCUGGGCUCCUGGGUUGUGUUGCUCUGUGCCAUGCCCUGCUGCCUGUGUAGCAGGGAGAUGUAUUAACCUUGGGCUAGGUCCACUUCUAGUAGGAAGGAGUGACCCCAUGUACUCCUCUGCUCUGGGACACUCACAAUCCAGCACCAAUAGGUUAUACCAGCCUGUCUUUAUUUUAAAGGAAUAAAGAUUUCUGUAUCAACA